AUGGAGCUCGUCCGGCUAGGGUUGGUGGCGACGGGGUCGGGUGCCUGUGUGAGUGAGAAAUGGAAAUGGGGAUGGGAUGAGAACCGGAGAUGGAGACGGUAUGGGAGCCAUGCCGGUCGGUGCAUGGUCGGUGGCCGAUCGUACAUGGUCGGCGCAGCAUUAAAUGUUGGCUAUCCGACUUGUUUUGCGCUGAGCUCUGCGUUCCAGCAGAAAGUGCUCAGAAAUGGAGAUGGGGAGGGGACGGGAUGGGAUGAGAACCGAAAAUGA
Miscanthus lutarioriparius is the source of this 267-nucleotide messenger RNA. The record is from the annotation of a GenBank genome assembly. Lineage: Eukaryota; Viridiplantae; Streptophyta; Magnoliopsida; Poales; Poaceae.